Molecule: messenger RNA, 1418 nt
Organism: Lynx canadensis (Canada lynx)
Lineage: Eukaryota; Metazoa; Chordata; Mammalia; Carnivora; Felidae
Gene: IGF1
Product: insulin like growth factor 1
Exons: 4
Coding region: 253-816 (187 amino acids)
Cellular component (GO): extracellular region
Molecular function (GO): hormone activity; growth factor activity
Source: RefSeq, a predicted model, not a curated record
UCCCCCAGCUGUUUCCUGUCUACAGUGUCUGUGUUUUGUAGAUAAAUGUGAGGAUUUUCUCUAAAUCCCUCUUCUGUUUGCUAAAUCUCACUGUCACUGCUAAAUUCAGAGCAGAUAGAGCCUGCGCAAUGGAAUAAAGUCCUCAAAAUUGAAAUGUGACAUUGCUCUCAACAUCUCCCAUCUCUCUGGAUUUCUUUUUGCCUCAUUAUUCCUGCUAAGCAAUUCAUUUCCAGACUUUGCACUUCAGAAGCAAUGGGAAAAAUCAGCAGUCUUCCAACCCAAUUAUUUAAGUGCUGCUUUUGUGAUUUCUUGAAGGUAAAGAUGCACAUCAUGUCCCCCUCUCAUCUCUUCUAUCUGGGCCUGUGCUUGCUCACCUUCACCAGCUCCGCCACAGCUGGACCAGAGACGCUCUGUGGGGCUGAGUUGGUGGACGCUCUUCAGUUCGUGUGUGGAGACAGGGGUUUUUAUUUCAACAAGCCCACGGGGUAUGGCUCCAGCAGUCGGAGGGCACCUCAGACAGGCAUCGUGGAUGAGUGCUGCUUCCGGAGCUGUGAUCUGAGGCGGCUAGAGAUGUACUGUGCACCCCUCAAGCCUGCCAAGUCUGCCCGCUCAGUCCGUGCUCAGCGCCACACUGACAUGCCCAAGGCUCAAAAGUAUCAUCCCCCAUCUACCACCAAGAAAACGAAGUCUCAGAGGAGAAGGAAAGGUGGGCCAAAGAAACACCCAGGAGGGGAGCAGAAGGUGGGGACGGAAGCAAGUCAGCAGAUGAAAGGAAAGAAGAAAGAGCAGAGAAGGGAGACUGGAGCUAGAAACUGAACACAGAGGCAAAAAAGGAAAAUGGAGGAGAGAAGGACUAAGCAGACAGAGGCAAGGACGAUGAGAGAGAAGCAGACAGCGAUAAAGAAAAGUGGGAAGUGCUAUAGAGGAAUGAAGAACAGUAGGCCUGGUGGAGCUAGAUAAUGAAUGUGAUGGAAGGAAGAGAAGUAACCUGUUGUAGAAUGUGGAUAACAAACAUGGAGACAAUGGAAAAGAAAAACGUAAUGCUCAAGGAAGUCCAAAGAAAGACAGUGGCAAGAAUGAAAAAAGAACAAAAAUUAUAAAAAAGGCAAAUAAGACACUACAUUCCCCUCCCCCCAAAAACAAAUGAGAGUUAAAGAAUUAAGACAAAAUUCAAGGCUUUUCCAUGUAUUUUAAAAUCUUGUGUGAAGCUAUUAUAGAAGAAUUGCCCAUGUCAAUGUAUGUCCAGAGUUAAAUAUUAGCCCAAAAUUCUCAGCAAGACUGAAUUGUGUCAUAGAAGUUCCCAGAUUUUCUUUCCUGCAGUGUCAUUGGAGGCUGCAUUUCUUAGUCAAGUCCAGGUUGAGGCCAAAGGGCAUCCAGUAUUUGCUUAAAGGCCUAUGAGGCCUGUGGGGUAACCUGUA